Plectropomus leopardus (leopard coralgrouper) is the source of this 1788-nucleotide messenger RNA. It is a transcript of the gene eif2b4, whose product is annotated as eukaryotic translation initiation factor 2B, subunit 4 delta. NCBI's taxonomy places the organism in Eukaryota, Metazoa, Chordata, Actinopteri, Perciformes, Serranidae. The record is from RefSeq and is a predicted model, not a curated record.
AGCAGCAUCGUAAACAUGGCUGACAGUGGAGUGACAGAUGGACCUGGCAGUAAAGAUGAUGUUGAACGAGCAAAGAUUGAAGGCAGAGAGCUGACCAAAGAGGAGAAGCAACGGCUGAGGAAAGAAAAGAAACAGCAGAAGAAAAACAAAGAGAAAAAAGAUGACAAGGCUUCACAUGAAAGCGAGAAGAAGAAAAAAGAAGAAAAGCCUGUCAGUUCAGCUGCUCCAGCCUCCCAGCCUCCAACACAACCAGUACAGAAAGCUCCUUCUGCAGUGCCUGCUCCUGCACCGGUUCCUGUGCCUGCCUCGGAAACUCCUGCCUCGGCAGACAAGCCAGCUAAGAGUAAAGCCGAGUUGAAAGCUGAGAGGAGAGCUCGGCAAGAGGCUGAGAGGGCGUCCAAACAGGGCAAAAAGGGAGACGUGGGACAGCCGGCCGUCACGGGAAAACCUAAAGCGCCGCCUAGUGAGCUGCAGCCAGUGGUGAAGAGGCUCCCAGAACAUGUUCAAGUGGACAACCCGGACGUUUUGAAGAAACUGGCAAAGAAAUUGGAACGACAACAGAUCCCACUCCGGUUGGACUACGGCUACAAAGUCAGCCUGUUUUCUCAUCUCCACCAGUACAGUCGCAAAGCUCCUCUAACACAGCAACUCAGCAUUCCCUCCUCAGUGAUUCAUCCUGCUAUUGUUCGUCUGGGUCUCCAGUAUUCACAGGGCAUUGUGGCAGGAUCCAACGCUCGCUCUGUCGCUCUGCUGCACGCCUUCAAACAGGUAAUAAGGGACUAUACUACGCCUCCAAAUGAGGAGUUAUCUAGAGACUUGGUCAACAAGCUGAAACCUUACAUCAGUUUUUUGAAUCAAUGUCGCCCUCUGUCAGCCAGCAUGGGUAAUGCAAUCAAAUACAUCAAGAAGGAGAUUUCUAAUAUUCCCAGUCAGUGCAAAGAAGAAGAGGCAAAGAGCAAACUGCUGAACUGCAUCGAGUGCUACAUUAAUGAGAAGAUCGUCCUUGCUGCUAAAGCUAUUGCCAAGUACUCCAUAGAAAAGAUCAGUGACGGAGAUGUCAUCCUCGUUUAUGGAUGCUCAUCACUGGUCAACCAUAUCCUGUGCGAGGCCUUUGAGAAAAACAGGAAGUUCCGUGUGAUCGUGGUGGACAGCAGGCCGCGGCUGGAGGGCCGGGAGGCCCUGAGGCGCCUCGUUCAGAGAGGCAUCAGCUGCACCUACGUCCUUAUCUCAGCUGUCUCCUACAUCCUUCCAGAGGUAUCGAAGGUGUUCCUUGGUGCUCACGCUCUGCUGGCCAAUGGUUACGUCAUGUCUCGCGUGGGGACGUCACAGAUAGCUCUGGUGGCCAAGGCCUUUAACGUGCCUGUGUUGGUGUGUUGUGAGACCUACAAGUUUUGUGAGCGGGUGCAGACAGAUUCCUUUGUGUCCAAUGAACUGGAUGACCCGGAUGACCUCAUUGUGACACGUAAAGGGAAGACCCAGCUAGAGCACUGGCAACAAGUGCCCUCACUCGGCCUGCUCAACCUGGUGUAUGACGUGACACCGCCUGAUUUCGUGGACUUAGUCAUCACAGAUCUGGGAAUGAUCCCCUGCACCUCGGUGCCUGUGGUGCUGCGAGUCAAAAAUGUGGACCAGUGAACGACCUCCUGCUCACAUCACUGAGCUCGGAGGCCGUUUCUCUGUGUUUUUCACGGGGGAGUUUGUGAGCUCGAAUGCUUGCGCACACAACACAAAAUAUCGUGCUCUUAGCAUGCAAUAAAUAUAUAUCUGAAAUGGCAUACGCUUUUUAAA